GAGAGAGUGGCCAAGUGGAACCGUUUCAAGUGGAUCUUGUUCGUCAGCGUCAUAGUGCUUUUCAUCUACGGCAUGGCUGGCUUGGUCGGUUCUCUACUGACCUGGGCUCGGACUUGGGAAAGGGCAGAUGUGACAGCAGUAGUCGACGCCGACAUUCUCAUCUUUUUGACUCUGGCCUCCAUGCUCUGCGUCCUCACUUCCGUCGUUGGCAUCAGCGGCACGAUUCUUAAUUCUAGGCCCAUCCUAUCUCUCUACGCUUUCCUUCUCUGGCCAACGCUCCUCUCCAUUCUGGUCGUCGGAUACGCAUCCUACAAGAGGGAAAAUUUGAGGUUGGACAGGAAACUAAACAUGGCUUGGAGUCGUUACUUUGACGAUCUGGAUCGACUCAGGUUGCAAAAUAAUCUGCAUUGCUGCGGGUAUUAUACGCCUCUGCAUCAAGCCACCUUUUCCCGCAAUUGCUACCCGCGCACCUCCCUGCCGGGAUGCAAAGGCAAGCUCUACCGUUACGAAAAGGCGGCUCUCAAACGACUCUACACCAUCAUCUUCAGCAUCGUCUUUGUACAUCUCGCAAACAUCGCCGCUUCUUUGCUAUGUUCCAAUCACGUCAAUGCAAGUUUCGGCAAAGGACUUACACCUAGAGCUUAUCGACUGGACAUGACUCACGUCCGACGAAAUGCCAUCAACAUCAUCCGCGCG
Ceraceosorus guamensis is the source of this 696-nucleotide messenger RNA. RefSeq lists its product as hypothetical. Gene Ontology annotation, cellular component: membrane. The record is from RefSeq and is a predicted model, not a curated record. The annotation marks the transcript as partial. NCBI's taxonomy places the organism in Eukaryota, Fungi, Basidiomycota, Exobasidiomycetes, Ceraceosorales, Ceraceosoraceae. The transcript has a single exon.